GCACCUCCGCGGGCCUCUGAUUCGGCCAGCAAACACUAGUGUCAGGUUUGUGAACUUCAUGGCUGAUGGUGACAUCUGCCGAGUAUGUUGUCAUUAGUGCUUUAUGGUUGCUGGCAGCGUACAAAUACUUCGCAGGUCUUCUGUUCCUCCAAGAGUUCUUGGUCCCCGAACCCCGCCAAGGCCCAGGGUCCUUGACUACGGGCCAUGCUCAUUUGGUGCCACAAGAUACCUGGUGAGUGCCUCUAGC
Molecule: messenger RNA, 247 nt
Organism: Phanerochaete carnosa HHB-10118-sp
Lineage: Eukaryota; Fungi; Basidiomycota; Agaricomycetes; Polyporales; Phanerochaetaceae
Exons: 1
Coding region: 66-236 (56 amino acids)
Source: RefSeq, a predicted model, not a curated record